GUCUUCCCUUCCGGGGAGACCGCGUCCGCCGGGGCGGCUCCCCACCCCGCCCCCCGCGGCUCGGCUCGGGGUGACGCUUCUCCAAUAACAGCGCGCGGGGAGCACUGCUCGGGCUCGGCCGGCGCCCGCCGCCCUCCCGCCGCCGCCGCCGCCGCCGCCGCCACCAUGCGGGCUGAGGAGGGCGACGGCCUGGAGCGCUUCGGCAGCCCGGGCAAGGGCCGGGGGCUGCGCGCCCUGCGUCCCUUCCAGGUGGGGGACUUGCUCUUCUCCUGCCCGGCCUACGCCUGCGUGCUCACGGCCAACGAGCGGGGCAACCACUGCGAGCACUGCUUCGCCAGGAAAGAAGGAUUGUCCAAAUGUGGAAGAUGCAAGCAGGCAUUUUACUGCAAUGUGGAGUGUCAGAAAGAAGACUGGCCCAUGCACAAGCUGGAAUGUUCUGCCAUGGUUGUUUUCGGGGAAAACUGGAGCCCCUCCGAGACCGUCAGGCUCACGGCAAGGAUCCUGGCCAAACAGAAAAGCCACCCGGGGAGAACCCCUUCAGAGAAACUGCUGGCCGUGAAGGAGUUUGAAUCGCAUCUGGAUAAAUUAGACAAUGAGAAGAAGGAUUUGAUUCAGAGUGACAUUUCUGCUCUCCAUCACUUCUACUCCAAGCACCUCGAGUUUCCCGACAACGAGAGCCUGGUGGCACUCUUUGCACAGGUUAACUGCAACGGCUUCACCAUUGAGGAUGAAGAACUGUCUCAUUUGGGAUCAGCAAUAUUUCCCGAUGUUGCAUUGAUGAAUCACAGUUGCUGCCCCAACGUCAUUGUGACCUACAAGGGGACCCUGGCGGAAGUCAGAGCCGUCCAGGAAAUCAGCCCGGGAGACGAGGUGUUCACCAGCUACAUUGACCUCCUGUAUCCCACAGAAGACAGGAACGACCGGCUGCGAGACUCUUACUUCUUCACCUGCGAGUGCCGGGAGUGCACCACCAAGGACAAGGAUAAGGCCAAGGUGAAAAUCCGGAAGCUCAACGACCCCCCCAAGGCCGAGGCCGUCCGGGACAUGGUCCGGUACGCGCGCAACGUCAUCGAGGAGUUCCGGAGGGCCAAGCACUACAAGUCCCCUAGCGAGCUGCUGGAGAUCUGCGAGCUCAGCCAGGAGAAGAUGAGCUCGGUGUUUGAGGACAGUAACGUGUACAUGCUACACAUGAUGUACCAAGCCAUGGGCGUCUGCCUGUACACCCAGGACUGGGAAGGAGCUCUGCGAUACGGACAGAAAAUCAUUAAGCCCUACAGCAAGCACUACCCACGGUACUCCCUGAACGUGGCCUCCAUGUGGCUGAAGCUGGGCAGGCUGUACCUGGGCCUGGAGAACAGAGCUGCCGGUGAGAAAGCCCUGCGGAAGGCCUUGGCGAUCAUGGAAGUGGCUCACGGCAAAGAUCAUCCGUACAUUUCUGAGAUCAAACAGGAAAUUGAAAGCCACUGAAACGAUGCCAGUGUGGCAGUUGUUAUUUAAAGUGCUCAUGCAGAAACCUUCGAGUAUUUGAAUAUUUCCAAUCAGAUACAUCACGCCUGCAUUUCUGUAAAGUCAUUGCCAUGAAAACACUAUGUGCACUUCAACCUUAACACAUGGCACUCGUGGGAUUGGUCUUAAUUUUAACCGUCAGGUCACAGUCGUUUUUUAAUGCUUUCCCUCCUAAGAGAGGAUGGCAUGAUUUCAUGUAUGAUACUUGGGACAGGUUGAGUUUUGAAAACUGUGAUUAUGUCUUUCUCUUCAUGCCUGUUAUUAUAAUGUGAGCAAACCUGAAUGAUGAAAGAGAAUAAAAAAGGGAAUGGUA
Molecule: messenger RNA, 1819 nt
Organism: Pipistrellus kuhlii (Kuhl's pipistrelle)
Lineage: Eukaryota; Metazoa; Chordata; Mammalia; Chiroptera; Vespertilionidae
Gene: SMYD2
Product: SET and MYND domain containing 2
Exons: 12
Coding region: 166-1467 (433 amino acids)
Cellular component (GO): nucleus
Molecular function (GO): protein-lysine N-methyltransferase activity; protein binding; histone methyltransferase activity
Source: RefSeq, a predicted model, not a curated record